This is a messenger RNA of Aureococcus anophagefferens, 2553 nucleotides long. RefSeq names its product expressed protein. The coding region runs from base 14 to 2539 and encodes 841 amino acids. Lineage: Eukaryota; Pelagophyceae; Pelagomonadales; Pelagomonadaceae. The transcript has a single exon. The record is from RefSeq and is a predicted model, not a curated record.
GAGAAGGCAGACGAUGCGGCGACGCCUCGCGCUCCUCGCGGGCCUCGUCCAGGCGGCGUCGGCGGCGACCGUCGCGUCGGACAUCCUCUUCGUGUCCGCGCAGCCCGACGAGCCCGAGUUCAUCUGGCAGUGCGAGGCCUACGGCGCCAACUUCCGGUCGCUCGGCGUCGCACCGCACCGCGUCGCCAUGGUCUUCGCCGUCGCGCGGGGCCGGCCGGCGUCGGAGGGCCUCGCGUCGCUCCAAGCCAUGGGCUACCGCGUCGAGCCCUUCGAGGACGCGCGCGGCGCCGCGUACCGCGCGUACACGGGAACGGUCCGCCUCCACGCGAUGGCGCGGUUCUUCGACCGCUACGCCGCGGAGCUCGCGACGACGCGCGUCUUCUACCACGACGCCGACGUCGCGUUUCUGCGUUUGCCCGAGAUCCUCGCCGGCGACGGGUCGUGCCUGCCGCGCGCGGCGCCGCGGCUCGCGCUCAGCGACGCGGGCGCGUACGUCGGUUUCGGACACGUCGAGCGCACGGCGCGGGCCAUGGAGCGCAGCUACCCGGGCGCCUACGACGCCUGCUGGGCCGCCAUGUGCGGCGCCUUCCCCGGGUGGGAGAACGUCGAAGCCUGCCGCGCGGAGGUGGAGGAGCGGGAUUUGACCGGCACGGGCAUCUUCAGCCAGGGCCUGCUCGAGGGCGUCGACGCGGCCUUCUUCGCCGAGGCGCUCGAGCGCACCGCCGACCUCUUCAACCGGCUCCGGGCCUUCGAGGCGGAGAGGCCUCAUGUUGAGCCCAUGCCGUUCUUCGACACGCAGCUGUCCUGGAAGGCGGACAUGUUCGCGCCGCUCUGGCUGCUCUGGUCCGAGCAGCCCGCGGCGACGACGGCGACGUCUCCGGACCUGAGCUUCGGCUGGGCGACGGACUCGCGCGCCGAGGCCUCGACGCACGCGAUCCUCCACAUGGCGGGCGUCGCGGAGCCCGCGCGCGGCGUCUUCCACAAGGGGUCCUUCAAGAACGAAAGCCCCGUGGACCGCCUCUGCGCCGACGCGGGUGCCUUCGACGACGUCGACGCCGAUAGUGCGAGCGCGCUCUACGUGGAGCGCGCGCUCGACGUCGCCGUGAGCCUGAGGCCGGAGUCCGCGGGCUGCGCAAAAAGAGCGGCGCGCGACGUGCUCUUCGUGAGCGUCAUGCCCGACAUCCCCUUCCUCCGCUGGCAGUGCGCCGUCUACCUCCGCAACUUCCUCGACGUCGGCGUGCGGCCGAAGCAGGUCGUCAUGCUCUUCGCGCUGAAAAGGGGGGAGGAAGAGUCGAAAGCGGUGUCGCAGUUUCGCAACGCCGGCGCGCGGUCGCGGACCUACGUCGACGCGCGGCCCAAGACCGCGGCCUUCGAGUACACGGGCAGCAUCCGCCUCUGGCUCCUGGCCAAGUUCGUCGCCGACGACGCCGCGGAGCUCCGCGCGCACCGCGUCUUCUACCACGACGCGGACGUCAUCUUCCCCCGGGGCCUGCCGCCGCUCUUGGCGAACCCGCCGUCCCACGAGACGCGGCCCGGCGUCAAGCCACCGGGCCACGUCACGACCAUAUUAGCCGACGCGACGGCCUACACGGGCACGGGCCAUAUUCAAAGAAGCCACGACGGCUACGCGGCGCACGGAGUCGACGUCUGGGGCCUGCUCUGCGCGGCCGCGGACUGGGAGCGCGACACCUGCGUGUCGGUCGUGCGGGCACGCGACGGCGAGGGCACGGGCAUCUUCAGCCAGGGUUUACUCUACGACCUCUGGGACGCGGACUUUUUCCACGCCGCGUGGGAGGUCGGCGACGCCAUGUACAAAAAGAUCCGCAAGGAAGAAAAACGGCUCCACCUCGGGUCCUGGGGGGCGAACUCGGCCGUCGACGUCCAGCUCUCCUUCAAGGCCGACAUGCUCGCGCCGCUCUGGCUGCUCUGGAAGGCCGACGCCGCGGGCGAGGCCAGGGUCGACUCGUCGCUCUCGGACGAGUUCGCCUUCGCCUGGGCGACGUCGCCGCGGUCGGCGCUGGACCGGUCCCCCAUCCUCCACAUGGCCGGCGCCUGGAAGCGCUGCGGCGACACGGGCACGGGCGCGCGGGCGUCGACCUGCGGCUUCUUCAAGAACGAGUGGGUGCUCCGGUCGCCGGUCAACGCGCUCUGCGAGGACCCCGCGGAGUUCGACUACGUCACGGACGACGCCGCGUCCGUCGAGUACGUCGCCGUCUUCAAGCGUUUGGUGGAUGUCGGCCUGCCCAACGGCGUCGACGCCUGCGACCCCGCGCUCUAUGCGGGCGAGCCCCGCCUAUUGUCGCGCGAGACGCGCGGCGACGGCGCCGUCGUCGCCAAGUACGUCCGCCUCGAGGCCCUCGAGCCGGAGGUCGUCUGCGAGGCGCCGGAUACCUGCGAGACGAGGGUCACGACCCUCGAGCACCACUCCACGGACGUCAUGAAGGACGGCACGACGACGAACACGCGCCACGAGGACCGGUCCGUCGCCAGGACGCCGGGCGACUGCGCCGACCUGUGCCCCCACCUCGCCUCCGGUUAACGUCGAAAGACCCC